Messenger RNA from Helobdella robusta, 2517 nucleotides. RefSeq lists its product as hypothetical. Gene Ontology annotation, biological process: semaphorin-plexin signaling pathway involved in axon guidance; regulation of cell migration. The coding region runs from base 1 to 2517 and encodes 838 amino acids. Lineage: Eukaryota; Metazoa; Annelida; Clitellata; Rhynchobdellida; Glossiphoniidae. The transcript is spliced from 15 exons. The record is from RefSeq and is a predicted model, not a curated record. Gene Ontology annotation, molecular function: semaphorin receptor activity. Gene Ontology annotation, cellular component: semaphorin receptor complex.
AUGGUGCUGCUGGUUGUGGUAGUGCUGGUGGUGGUGGUGGUGCUGCUGCUGCUGCAGAGGAUGGUGCCAGCGAUGAGUGGAAAAGUGCCCCGCAAAUCCCAACUUUCAAGUUCCUGUGAGUACGGCCUGAAACUGCUGAACCAGCUGGUCAACAAUAGGAUCUUCAUGACCAUAUUCAUACGGACGUGUGAGGAAUGCGGCAAAUUCAAUGAGAAGGACAAAAUAAGUUUGGCCGCCCUGCUGACCGUUGCCGUCUUCGACAACAUGGAGUAUUAUACUGACAUCAUAAAAGCCCUGCUGACCGAACGGAUCAAAACGUCUUCCGCACCAACCACACCCUCACCAUCAAUACCAUCACCAACACCGUCGUCGUCGUCAUCAGCCAACAACAGCAGAAACAUUCUCGACUUGUUGUUGUCUAAUUGGUUUGCAAUACUCAUGCAUAGUUAUGUUAAACAACAAGCUAGCCAGGUGUUGCAUGAACUGUUUGAGAGUUUGAGCCAGCACAUACACAGAGGUCCAGUUGAUGCGAUCACAGGUCAGUCCAAAUGGUCACUCUGUCUUCAAGAUGUUCUCAAGGUCAAACUUGAAUACAAAACAAUUACCUUAAAAAUUUGCAACACAAAAGACACGAUGAAGUUGAAUAGCCAGCACGAUUGCAACAACAUUAAUAAAAACAACAGCAGUUUCAAAAACAGCAAUUUAAACAACGACGACGACGACGACGAUGACGACGACGACAACGAGACUUAUUCAUCGUCAACAAAUCAAAACAACAACAUCACAGCAGAUUACAACAACUAUAACACAACAACUUUCAACAGCAGCAACAACAACAAAACAUCAUUCCAUCGAAACAACUACGUGAAGAUCAAAGUUUUAGACUGCGAUACAAUCUCACAAGUCAAGCACAAACUCAUUCAAGUUCUUUACAAGAAUGUUCCAUAUUCAAAGAGGCCCGACCCGGAAAAUUAUGAUCUGGUUUGGCGUCUCAACCGAUCUGGAACAGUGAAAGUUCUCCAAGACAGUGACAACUCCAAUAAGAAGGAUGGAACAAGUUACAGAUUGAAUACACUGGAACAUUACAAGGUUGAUGACGGUGCGUUCGUAUCUCUGGUCAGCAGACAGCAAGAAACUGAUCAGACAAAACACCAACAACAACACCAGCAACAAGGCAAACAUCUUCAAGGUCAUAAUCACUACCAACAGCAGCAACAGCAGCAGCGGCAUAUUGACUUAAUUCAAAGCAGCCGCAAUGAUUACUACAAACUUAAUUUGAAGCCGCCAUCGACCAGCAAUUAUUUCACAUAUUACUCUCCUCCCAACCACAGCGGCUAUGAUUACCGACACGGCGCUGAUGACGACAGCUACAACUAUUUCAGUGAUAACAACAACAACAAAAACAACAACAACAACAACCAUAAAAAUAAAAACAACAACAACAACGACGACGACAACAUGAACGAUAUCAACAGCCAGAGCAAAUCCGUGGUACAAUAUAAUGGUGCCCAUAAAAGAACAUAUUGGAACACAUAUGUCGCCAAAAAUAAAAGUGCCUCACCUUACUCACAAUCUCUCCAUGAAUCAUCAUCCUCUCACGUAGCAGCUCCAUAUCUCCUGACUAUCAAUUGCAACAGACACUGCAAGCAGAAGUAUCAUCACCUGGUGAAGCCGUCAACGUCCUCCUCAUCUUCCUCGUCCCGUUCCAACCCUCCCAUCCAUCAUAUCAAUCUCUCCAGAUUCGUCGCAUCCAAGGACCCACUGAACCAGCCAAUCAGCAAUCUCUUCAAAUGCAUCUUCAACAUCACCUCCAUCUCUCACCUCCUUCCCAUCAAGUACCUCUUCGAGUUCAUCGACAGUCACCUGGCCCCCACAAACCGUGACCUCAUCCAAGCUUGGAAAGUUCAUUGCUACCCGCUCCUGUUUUGGUGUGACGUCAUAAGUCACGUGGACAACAUUUUAGACCUUCCUUCGUCCACGCCCAUCCAUCCGUCACUCGACACCAUUGCUCAAUUACUGAUCGAGUGCUGUGCGAGUAGUAACAGUAAUGUUAGUAACUUCAGCGUCCCCGGUGGUAGUAGCACUGCUGUAGGUAGCAGUGGUAGCAGCAGUAACUACGGCGGAAAUCUUUUUGGGUUGAAGAAUAAAGACGGCAGGAGCAGAACGCAUUUUAAAAAUGUCUUCAAUAAAGAGAUUUCCAAGUUUCAACUACCAACCAAACGAUUUUACGAGUACGUGGAGAGCAUGGAUGGUGUAUGUGAAGCGGAAAUGAACCUCAUCUUCAACCAGGAAACCAAGACCUUCCAGAGCGAUUUCAGCAGAAACGAUGCUUUGCUGCAGUUGUACAGUUUCAUGAAGUGCUCACACAAUGAGAUUUAUAAAUUAACUUGUGUUAAUUCACCUGUUGAAAUAAAGUUGCUAAGAAACUUGGAGAGUGACAUCCCGGCCAGGACGUACGGUCUGCCAAUUAGGAUGAACCAGCUCCAAGUCACCAUGGCGUCUGAGAUCAGUUGCUGA